This is a messenger RNA of Cyclocybe aegerita, 792 nucleotides long. The record is from the annotation of a GenBank genome assembly. Lineage: Eukaryota; Fungi; Basidiomycota; Agaricomycetes; Agaricales; Hemipholiotaceae.
AUGGCAAAAGCUGCCUUCGAGGAGGCCCAGAGUAAGCUCUGGAACCUUAAGAAAAAGCUGCAAGAGACUCAAGAUACCCGCAAACCUUUCCUUAAGAAGAUCGCGGCCUGCGAUGUUGCUCUGUCGCCCAUGAGGCGCGUACCGGUCGACAUUCUUAGGGAAAUUUUUCCUUACACACUGAAGAAACCGCCUACAGCGCACCGCAAGCGCGCCCCUCUCUCGCUCUCCCAUGUUUCAUCCAACUGGAGAAGAACGAUUCAUUCCAUACCGUUGAUGUGGAGUCAUCUGAAGAUCCCUCUUAAAGGGGUUUUCGACCGGUAUUAUCAAAAAGAUAUGUUUGUCCGCUACCAGUCCCAGGUGGCUGGGUUUCUCAACAACUCUGGUGACCUUCCUGCGACUCUCCAACUGAUAUUGACGUCGACCGCGAUUACGGGAGACCCUGACGACCUGGCCUGCGACGAAAAAGCGACGAUGGAUAUGUUCGACGAUCUUCUCGCGUUUGUCCUCGCCUCGCCCAAAGUUACAAACAUGGGACAAUUGGAAGUUCAGAGCCCUUUUCUCCAACGCACGAUAAUAGCUCUGUCGAAUGUCCAGCGUCAGCUCCCUCAACUGAAGUCCUUCAAACUUAAAGGCUCUUUGUUCAGGGAUUAUUGGCCACGUGAACUCGGUCCUCCACUUCACGACUCUGAUGGCGACUCUUAUCUCGCGCGAUUCCUCACCCAUGCACCAAACCUCCGUGAUCUCUAUUUUGUUCGCGAUGUUCCAAUCAGAGUUUUCUUCAAUCACCCUUGA